Molecule: messenger RNA, 1423 nt
Organism: Paralichthys olivaceus (Japanese flounder)
Lineage: Eukaryota; Metazoa; Chordata; Actinopteri; Pleuronectiformes; Paralichthyidae
Source: RefSeq, a predicted model, not a curated record
GACUCCUCCGCAGAGCGCAAUCAAUUUCCAAUAAAAUAUUUUAUUUCGAAACAAUCACAGGAAACCCUAUUCGAGCUCUACUGCUGUGUCGCUGUUUCUAGUAAAGUUUGAGACAUUUCUCAGUUUAUCGCUGCGUAGUUUGGCGAAAAACUACUUUGAUAAUUAUCUUGCUGUGUGUCUACAGCUCCCAUCGACAUGCAUCCUCCAUCUUUACACGUUUUAACGCGAGCUAGCUCCGAAAACCACAUGCUAACAUAAACAAACAGGCAGCUAGCAAGCCAAGCUAGCAACUUAGCAUCACCACCACUGAUAACUAAAGCCACUAUUUGGACUUUAAUCGCGAUUUUAACACCACCGGGACAAACUCUGCCCAAAAUCGCUGUGAUCAAUGUCUUCAUAUACGAGCGCAAGUGUGGUUUUGCAACUCGGAAAACGAAACUUGAACUUUAACCCUACUUCUGGCCUCCUCAGAGGUCUUCUGCACCAUGUGGAUGUGCAUUGCUGUUCUCCUGCUGUGGAUGAAGUCAGGAGGAUGCACAGAAAGGGCCAACACAUCAGAGCUGGUUGAAUACACCGCCCUGGACUUCUAUGAGAAAUUGCACUCUGGGAAAAUGAUGUUCAUCUACUUUGAGCAGAAAGUCUCUCCGACCAUCUCUCUCUUCUUGGUGGAGCUGGAGAUGUCAGCUGAAGCUCUGCACGAUUAUGGCGUCCUGGUCGGCAAGGUUAACUGCAAUAAAGAGCCGGUUCACACAUACUGCACCGACGAGAGGCUUCUGCAUUCAGCUUUUCUGUUCAGGGGGGGUAAGGAGUUCCUGGGUUUGGAUUUGGACACUGUGUUUGAUGUCAACUCCAUCGUCUCUGAAGUCCUGUUCGCCAUCCUGCGUGAAGAGGUCAGGUACGUGCACACAGACGCAGACCUCUUGGCCAUGGAGAAAGCCGCCAGGGGGCAGAAGAAUAUUGUGCUGGGUUACGUGCGCAGUCUGGGAACACAAGAGCACAGAUCAAUGAUGGAGACGGCGUAUGUGUACGGAUCCAAAUACCAGUUCAUCCUCAUAACAGGAGGACCAGUCCUCAAACAUUUAGGUGUUAAUCAAUCGUCUCACUCGUCUCAAGUGUGGUUCCUCCACUGUAGAGUUCACAGCGGCUUCAUGACCCCUAUGACCUCUGAGCGCUGCCCUUUGACCCGCAUGAGGAAACCUCUGUCCGUCCUUAGCCUCCACUCCUUCCUGCAGCUCAUGGAGGCUCCACUGGUGUCUGAAGUAUACAACGACCCCUCCAUGGUCCCACCCCCUCAGUUCCCCUACCAGCAGACCCCCCAGGUCUUCCUCUUCUCCCGUCCCGAAACUGCGCACCUGGACCUGGACACAGCCACCACUCUGGCCUGGAGGCUGCGGGGCAUCGCCCUGGUGCUGCUCGUACACAG